Molecule: messenger RNA, 1576 nt
Organism: Teleopsis dalmanni
Lineage: Eukaryota; Metazoa; Arthropoda; Insecta; Diptera; Diopsidae
Product: nucleosome assembly protein 1-like 4
Exons: 2
Coding region: 62-1222 (386 amino acids)
Biological process (GO): nucleosome assembly
Cellular component (GO): chromatin; nucleus
Molecular function (GO): chromatin binding; histone binding
Source: RefSeq, a predicted model, not a curated record
UAACAACAAUCAUAUUUCAUUAAUUGACUUUGUUUAGCAACGAAAGCCAUUCAAUUUAAUAAUGGAAACUCGCUCUAAGUCCGCCAAAAAAGCUAAACUAUCCACGGAAUGUGGUUCUUCUAAAGAAACUUGCACUAACAAAAAGCCUGAGAAGUUUCUACCUGUGUCUUUGGAAGCUGCAGAGCGCCGUCAUUUUCUGCAUGAGAUGGUAAAGAGUUUCCCCCAAGCUAUACAAAAUCGAGUGACUGUUUUGAAGAAUGUUCAACUAGAACAUAUAGACGCGGACUCCGAAUUCUUCAAGGAAAUGAAUAACUUAGAGGUGAAGUACGCUGCUAAGAGCCAAAAGUUUUAUGAGAAGAGAUUCGAAAUAAUUUCUGGUAAGUUUGAUCCACCAAAGCAAGAGCCAAAGUGGAAGGAGUUCGAUACAAUUGACACAAUCGCAAAUGGUGAUUAUUCCUUUGAGGAAGUUUUGAACGAGUAUAAGAUAUCCAACGACGCUAUCGGUAUUCCAAAUUUUUGGUUUACGGUUUUGCGCAAUGUAGAUGUGAUUGCUCAUUUGAUCCAAGAACACGAUGAACCAGUUAUGAAGCAUUUAGUUGAUAUAAGAGAGAGGUGUGAUGAGGACAGUGCUUUUACGUUAGAAUUUCAUUUUGAUAAAAAUGAUUAUUUCACUGAUAAUGUUCUCACAAAAAAGUACACUUUCAACUUCCAACCUAAUAAACAAAACCCGUUUCAGUAUGAAGGACCGUUGGUUUGUAAAAGCGAGGGCUGCGAAAUCAAUUGGAAAAAGGACAUGAACCUAACGUUAACUACAGUAAAGAAAAAGGUUAAAGAUAAAGGCAAUAAAACGGCUUGCAAAUUUCAAAAUGUGAAACGCAAAUCCUUUUUCAAUUUUUUUAAUCCACCUGUUGUGCAAGAUAAAGAAUCUAUGGAUGAUGAGACUAAGGACACCUUAACUUUGGACUUCGAUGUAGGAUUGUUCUUUCGCUCACGUAUCAUACCUAAAGCUGUGUUAUAUUUUACCGGAGAUCUUGCUGAAUUUGAUCCAUGUUCAAGUGAUGAAGAUUUAUCGGAAAGUGAAGACUCUGCUGAUUCUGAUUAUUCCAACAAAUCAGAUAAUUCGGAUAUAGAUGGCGCUGCUGGAGGUGCAACUGGUAAUACCUCUGCUAAUACAGGUCUCGCUGGCGCCCCAGCUAUGAACAAGAAAUGCCAUUAUCAAUAAUUCAAAAUUUGCGUAUUUCGUUAAAAUUCAAAUUUUCACAAAUUUUCAAGUAACAUAAAAUUAAAAAAAACGUAAAACAACAACAACACGACACUACUGACCACAAAAUAUGUUUUAGUUACACAUGCCAUUUUUUUAAGACAUACAGUACACUACCUUUAACACUCAACACAAAACUUGAUUUCACUCAUUUUGUAUAACUUCUAUGUAAUCUGAAAUUAAAUAUAUUAAUUUUUAUUUUAUAUAUAUAAAAUUAUAUAAAAUUCACCGAAGAACAUACGGCAACUGGAUCGGUUACAUUUUGCAUUCAUUUGAAUUCACAAUUAUUAUUUACAACAAAGAAAUAUAUUUAAA